GAUGUAGGCCUGGGAGGUGAGGGGACUCUACUCCACUGGGUGAUAAUGUAAUCUUCCAGACCCCUAUACCUACACUUGGGGUUUCUCCUUCAUGGCUUUCCUCACUUAUCCCAUACCCUCAGGGAGUGUGUAUUUCUGUAUUGGAGGAAGGAUGUUUCCCUCUGUGUACCUACAUGUCAGGGAUUGGUGCAUUUCUGUCCAAAUCAAGCGUCUUUUAUAUGGGUAUCUAAUGAGUCCCUGGGUGUGGUGGCGUGAGGAGUUAGAAAGCUCAGAAAUGGAAAAUAUUUAACGACCAGAGUAGCAAAUGAAUACAGCUUGCCCAUUUGCAUUUUCCCUUUCACUCUGACUCAUCUUCCCCUCUCCCCACACUAUUAUUGCCCCUCCACUAGCCCCACCCAUUGGCACACCCUGUCUGAUCUAGGAGGGAUUAACAUCCGUUUGCACCCAAGCUAGAAUGAGAGAUAGAGGGAAGGCAUAUUAGGUCUGGAGAGAGAGUAGAAGGAUGGUCUGAACAUUCGGGGGUCCUGGAGCCAAAAGGUGAAACAGGAGUUUUAGAGACAUAAUAUUUGAGUCUAGGAGGGGACCAGAAUCUAAGAGAGAAGCCGAGGGGGAACCAGACUGUGUCUUGUCACCAGAGCAGCCCACCAGUGCCUGACUCGUUAACCUUCCAGUUAUUUAUUAGGCACAUAUCAUAAGCGAUUUAGCAGCACUUGUUCUGUGAAUGAAAAUUCUAUCACAGGACGAGGAAUAAUGAAAUAGUAAGAAACAGAGAAAGAAAUUUGAGUCUCUCAGAGCUCAUCUUUUCCCCAGGUUAAGGAGUGCUAAAGUGUGAAAAGAGGGGAAAUCUCUGAGGAACUUCACCCCCUGGGCAGGAAGUCAAAGAAACCUCGGAGUCCUGAUUUCAGAGAAAUGUCAUUUGUCAUCAACCCAAGAAAAGGAGUUUUUCUCUUCGAAGACCACCACAGGCCCUUCCUGGGGUUGCCCCCAUCAGAGCCUGAUGGGAGGAUCUGAGUCACUCACACACCCAGUCCCCAGUGAUGUCCCAGAUGACAGGGGUCAUUCCCACAGAGCAGUUGAGGCUUCCUAGUACCAAGUCAGAGAGAGGGAGGAGGAGGCAUGCUUUUGGCCCUCCUUCACUCUCUCCUUAGAAUGCAGAUGUUUCAGUCCUUUUUACUUUUGAGGUAGUAGAAAGAGCUUCCAGCUGCUAGAGAUCUACUGACACCUCUAAGAAACAGAACUAAUACUAUUUGAAUGAUGCUAUGUACCGAGAAACCACUUUCACAUACAUCAUGUCAUUUCAUCUUCACCCCACCUCCAAAUGAGGUAAGCAGAGGUUAUCCCUAUUUCAUGGAUGAGUUAACUGAGGCUCAGAGAGGUGACUUGCCCAAGGUGACUCAACUAGUAAAUGGCAGAGAUGAGACUCAAACGCAGGUCUGAUUAUCCCAAAGUUCUUAUUGCUUUAGGUACACUUCUUUGACUAGGGGUUCACAAAUGAAAUGAGACAGGAGGUUAGGAGGCAGAAUGCCAGGGCUCUGGAGGGGAGAGUGGUCUCUCCUGGAGGAGUGAAGCACAGCCAGGGGUAUAAAACCACACCCCUUGGAGGACUGUGGCAGACUGAUACUUGGGACACCCAAUGGAUGACUGUGAGGUCAGGGGCGGGGCUAGCUCCAGGGUGGGGGUGCCCAGGAGCCCCAACAGCAGUUCAGAGCAUGCGGUGUCCAGGAGGAAGCUACAACCGGCUUGAGAAUAUGCUGUUCCUGCCUCCCCUUUUCACCAUGGACCCCACAGUGUGGCCCUUCUCUCAGAACCUCUGAGAUUGGUACCCAGGCAAGGCACAAUGCCCACGUCCCCAACAAGACUGCCUAGUCCCUAUGGCUCUGAUCGGCUGGUACGGCUAGCAGCCAGGCUCCGGCCAGCACUAUGUGAUACCCUGAUCACAGUGGGGAGCCAGGAGUUCCCUGCCCACAGCCUGGUGCUGGCAGGUGUGAGCCAGCAACUGGGUCGCAGGGGUCGCUGGGCUCUGGUGAAAGGCAUCAGCCCUUCCACCUUUGCCCAACUUCUGCACUUUGUUUAUGGGGAGAGCCUAGAGCUGCAACCUGGGGAACUGGGGCCCCUUGAGGAGGCAGCCAGAGAGUUAGGGGUACAGUCCCUGGAAGAGGCAUGCAUGAGGGCUCGAAGAGAUACGGCCAGAGAAGAGCUGGGUCCAGGGCUGAAGGAACAACAGGAGGAGCCAGAGAAACCCACAAGGGAUUCUAUGAGAGGAGUGCGGGGCUUUGGAGAGAAGCAGAGACCACAGAAGUUUGUUAGAGCUGGUGGGAAAGAACAGGAGACGUUGCACAGGCACAGGCCACCAAGAGAGAGCCCUGAGAUGGCAGAGGCAACUCUGGAGGAGCAAGGGGAGCAGAUGAGACCAGAGGAGAAACUCAACCAAUCCCCUGUUGGCCGCGGAGGAGUAGAUGGGAAGCAAGAAGUGAUCAUGUGGGUGAGGGACAGUCCAGGGGGCUCUGAGGAAAGUCUGCGGGAGUUCCCUGGCCCCCUUCCCCCACCAGGUUCCCUCCAAACCGGCAUCACCCCUAGGCCCUGGUGGGCUGAGGCCCCUUGGUUGGGGGAGGGCCAGCCUGCCCUGUGGAGCAUCCUGCUGUUGCCGCCCAGAUAUGGCACUCCCUUCUCCCAUAGCACCCCCAUGACUGCAGCCCAGCAGGAGGUCUGGCCUCGGGACCAGAGAAAGGAAUUGGCCAGGAUCCCAGGUGUAGCCGAAGCUGUAACUCUUCCCCAUCCCACUCCCAGGAUCCCACUGUCCCUGAGCCUCCACAAAGGCCUCUGGAGCCAGAACCAGUUGGCCUCCUGCAGCCCCACCCCAGGUUCCCUCCCCCAGGGCCCCACACAGCUCAGCCCUGGGGAGAUGGAAGAGUCUGAUCAGAGGCACACAGGUGAACUUGCAACCUGUGUGGGUCAUGUGGGCACAGCAAGCCACCCAUCUCACCAACACCCUCCCCCACCCCCUCCUGCUCGGUCUCGGCCCUAUUCUUGUUCUGUCUGUGGAAAGAGGUUUUCACUCAAACAUCAGAUGGAGACGCACUACCGUGUCCACACAGGAGAGAAGCCCUUCUCCUGUAGCCUCUGUCCCCAGCGCUCCCGGGACUUCUCAGCCAUGACCAAGCACCUGCGGACGCAUGGGGCCGCACCCUACCGCUGCCCUCUGUGCCAGGCCGGCUGCCCCAGCCUGGCUUCCAUGCAGACGCACAUGCGCGGCCACUCGCCCAGCCAGCUCCCGCCGGGAUGGACCAUUCGCUCCACCUUCCUCUACUCCUCCUCCUCCUCCUCGAGGCCAUCUCGGGCCUCGACCUCUCCUUGUAGGCCUCCUUCCUCAACCACCUGACAGGGUGUCAGUAGCUUCUUUGGCUUCAGCCAAGCGUACAGAAUGAAAGAUGGGCCGGCGGGCCUGCUAGGCUUCUGACCUCGCACCGCGGCUACGGCCGCCUAGCAAACUCUGCUCCAAGAAGCGUCGCAGCAAGGGCGCCAAGAGCCCUCUCCCAGAUGACCGCGGGCCACAGAAACCUGGGCCAGCGAGCCCGUGUGGGGUGAGGGCAGUGAAGUGUGCACGAGUGAAGGUUAACUGUGCGGGGACUGGCGGUUCAUCACCAAAAUAAAGAGUUUCCUGUGCCCUCCUCUCGGGACCAGAAAGCCGAGUCCGGACUUUAGCCUGCGGGCGGGGGACAGCCUUGCCCCUAGUCCUGUAGCGGCCCCUGGUGGUUCAUCGCGGCGGCCACCUCCUCCGUCUCCCGGGGCUCCCUCUCCUCCCCCAGAGGCAGAGGGCCGCGAGGACUCGGCGUCCAGGCCGACUUAGCAGCAAGCCCUGUGUGGGGAGGCUGUCAGAACCCAAGUUACCCGUCCCUUCCACAGCAAGCAACUGCGCGCGGAGUCUGAGUCUGGGCCUCCAGCCGGGGGCUCGAGAGGAACGCGUGCUCCGCCCUGCUUUCGGCCACCCUCCUCCUUUCCUAGCACAAGAGCCGAAAGGCCGCAGCCUCUCCAGCAUCCUCCCUCCAGGCUGUACGAAACGGCUGCCGGGUUUAGCUCCGAACUGAGACUAAUCUUUUGCCGCCGCCCCUUACCCAGCCCACGCCUCCUGCGGUACCGAACUUCAUUUUCCAGUGUCUCUGGUGUUCCCAGGGUCCGAGGCCCACCGCACUCUGGGAGUGGUAGUUCACACGGGCCGCUGGCCUCGACAAGAACAAUGGGAGGAGUCUGGGUCAAGAACCACAACUCCCGGUGGCCCCGGAGAUCGCUUUCUGGGUCGGGUCAGGACCCCAUGGUCCCAGCUCUCGCGGCCCUAGCUCGCCAGGAAGGAGCGAGGCGCUCGAACUACAUUUCCCAGAGGGCCCUGCGCCUCAUCCUCUCCCGCCGCGA
Messenger RNA from Aethalodelphis obliquidens (Pacific white-sided dolphin), 4407 nucleotides. It is a transcript of the gene ZBTB32, whose product is annotated as zinc finger and BTB domain containing 32. Lineage: Eukaryota; Metazoa; Chordata; Mammalia; Artiodactyla; Delphinidae. Bases 1838 to 3379 code for a protein of 513 amino acids. Gene Ontology annotation, biological process: regulation of cytokine production; negative regulation of transcription by RNA polymerase II; regulation of immune system process. The transcript has 6 exons. Gene Ontology annotation, molecular function: protein binding; RNA polymerase II cis-regulatory region sequence-specific DNA binding; DNA-binding transcription repressor activity, RNA polymerase II-specific. Gene Ontology annotation, cellular component: nucleus; nucleoplasm. The record is from RefSeq and is a predicted model, not a curated record.